Molecule: messenger RNA, 4922 nt
Organism: Diorhabda carinulata
Lineage: Eukaryota; Metazoa; Arthropoda; Insecta; Coleoptera; Chrysomelidae
Gene: fra
Product: neogenin
Exons: 22
Coding region: 147-4631 (1494 amino acids)
Biological process (GO): cell-cell adhesion
Cellular component (GO): membrane
Molecular function (GO): protein binding
Source: RefSeq, a predicted model, not a curated record
AAUAUUGACAAGAUACAAAAUGGAGGCUCGAUAUAACGAAGAUUGUUCGUGAUAAUUAGUGAUGAUAACGUGAUAAUCAAAAAAAUAACCUAAAUAUACUCCAAAAUGGACUGUAGAUUCAAUAUAGUGUUCUAGUGUUUAUAAAAAUGUUACAAAACUCUUUGAAUAAGUGUUAUUCAAAGUUCAUUGUAAUAUUGGUGAUUGCUUCUGUGUUGACAUCUAUACAAAGCUCAAUAGAAGGACAUAUAUUAGAAUUCACAGUAGAACCAUCAGAUACUGUGGUAGAAUCUGGACAAUCAGCUGUAUUAGAUUGUGUAGUUAGAGCGUCUUAUCAUCAGAAUAGCGUUCUUAUUCAAUGGUUAGAUCAAGAUGGUUCUACACUAUCUUUUAUUGGUGAUUCUUAUAGGUCUCAACUUACCAACGGAUCUUUGUACAUUACUAGUGUAGUGGAAGAACAAAGAUUAACGGGUACUUACCAAUGCAAAGCAACGUUGCCAAAUGUUGGUUCGAUAGUGAGUCGAAUAGCCAAAUUAACUAUAGCCAAUCUUGUCAGAUUUCAAGAAGAACCCCGCGAUUUAAGCGUAUAUAUAAGACAACGCGCUUAUUUCGCUUGCCACGUUAUAGGAACCCCGCCGCCGAGAAUAAAAUGGCUCAAAGACGAACGGCCUCUAAUAAUCGACGAAUUAAGAAUGACAAUUUUACCUUCCGGUGCCUUGGAAAUCGACGAGGUCAUAGAAUCAGAUCAAGGAUCGUACCGAUGUAACGCAUCGGGUUUGAGCUCUUAUAAAUUGAGCAACAAAGCAAUAUUGCACAUCAAUAGGGACCAAGAGGAAUCGUUACACAUAACUGCUCCUAAUUUUAUAGCUAAACCUCUACCGGGUACUUAUGUCGAAGGACAAAACGUUUCUUUGGAUUGUGCAGCUAACGGUUAUCCUGUACCGACUAUAAUUUGGUUGAAAGGAGGUUAUCCAAUAGAUAUGAAUGAUCUAGAUAGUCGAUUUAAGCUAGUAGGAACCACUAAUUCCUUAAGGAUAAUCAGAAUUCAAGAAGAGGAUGGUGGUACUUACCAAUGUCGGGCUAAAAACCAAGAAGAUAUAGUAGAUGCUUCAGCUCUAAUACAAAUUCAAGUGCCUCCUAGAUUUUUAGUUAAACCCCAGGAUAAAAUUGAACAUUCGACGAAAGAUGUCGAAUUGGAAUGUGCGGUUUAUGGUAUACCGGAUCCGGAAGUGCGGUGGUUCAAAAAUGGUGAAUUGGUUAAAUAUUCGGAUUAUUACAAAUUAGUUGAAGGGCAUAAUUUGAAAAUAAUGGGAUUGAUGACUUCAGAUUCUGGGUUGUUUCAAUGUUUUGCGACAAACGCAGCUGGGAAUAUACAAGCUGUUGCUAAUUUGAAAGUUUUAGCUACACCAGAAAAAAAGAAAUCGAAACUACACUCAAAAAAAGUGCCCCACCAACAAUCGAUAUCGUUAUUUUCGUCACUAAAAUCCGACUCGGACGCCACGCUGGGCGACAUAAAUUUCACCCAAUUAACCAAAAGUAGCAACCGAACGAUAUUCGAUCCUCACACCGCUUUUAAUUCAUUAAAGAGUAGCGAAUCUAACGAUACUAACAAUAACCUUGGAGAUAUACAAUUUGCUUUUACUCCUCCACCCCCAAAACCCAUCGCAGCCUCAACGUCAGACAGGAAAUUGGAAGACGGAUUACCAGGACCUCCUCAAGAUCUAAGAGCACCCAUCGUCAAAGCUAGAUUCGUCAUAUUGAGUUGGAAACCACCUUUGGAGAAUGGAGAUAAUAUCAUUUCGUAUUCUAUAUAUUAUCGACAGAAUGGCAGUGACAGGGAGAGAUAUCAAAAUACGAACCGCUCGAAAUUGGAAGAGAUCAGUAUAGGAGGACUCCUUCCAGGCAGAGUAUACCAUUUCAGGAUCGUCCCCAACAACGCUCUAGGUCCUGGAGAAUCUUCCGAACCACUAACUAUAACAACCCAAAAUGAAGAACACGUAGCUAGCGCUCCAUUAGCCUUCAAUGCUUACGCCACAAGUCCCAGAAACAUCUAUAUAAGUUGGCAACCACCAGAAACACCCAACGGACGCAUCUUAAAAUACACCAUCUACUACAUGGAGACCAGUUCGUCCAUAGAACACAACGUCGACGUUUCGGAUUCCCUAAACUACGAUCUGAACGAUUUGAAUCCAUACACGGAGUACAGCAUUUGGGUGGUAGCCCAAAACGAAAACGGCGGCGGCGCCGCCACCGAAGAAAAAACCGUCAGGACUUACAGCGCCGCCCCAACCGAACCGCCUACCAACAUCACCGCCGAACCAUCGAGCAUGAGCAUCACCGUGCGAUGGGAACCGCCUCCACCUGAAGCCCAAAACGGAAUCAUUUUAGGUUAUAAAAUAAAAUGGAGGCGAUCGGGUAAAGGUAAGGCCCAAACUUAUACGACGCAACCCAGCGAGAGGCAUUACGUCAUCAACGAUUUGGAAAAAGGGGCGAUUUACCAAAUUAAGUUGUGGGCGAUGAACGGGAACGGCACCGGUCCCGGUUCGGAAUGGUUGGAAGUGAAAACUUUCCAAAAUGACGUCGACGAAAGUCAGGUUCCUGAUAAACCGGCGUAUAUUAAAGUACGUCCUACAUUCGAUAAAGUCUUCGUGAUGUGGUCCCCCCCUCUAAAUCAAAAAAUCAGGGUGCGGAAUUACAUUCUCGGUUGGGGUAAAGGGAUACCCGACAUGUACUCCGUCAAAUUGGACGAAAGGAAUAGGACUUAUGUCGUAGAUCGAUUAGAACCGAAUUCCGAAUACGUUUUGAGCUUAAGCGCUAGUAACGACGUCGGAGCAGGAGCUCCGAUUUAUACGCAGGUCCGGACGCAAGACGAACCGCCACCGGAACCGACUUUGACGCUUUUCCCUCCGAUGGGAUUGAAAGCGCAAGUGCUGAGUACGACGUCGGUAGUUCUCUAUUGGACCGAUCCGACUUUAAAACAGAGUCAAUACGUCAGGGACAACAGGUAUUAUAUAGUGAAAAUAACCGACGAUAAAAUGAGAAAACCUCGUUAUAUGAACGUCACCGAUUUAAACGCGAUGGUGGACGAACUGAAGCCCAAUACUUUUUACGAAUUUUCGGUUAAACUCGUCAAAGGUCGAAAAGAGAGUUCUUGGAGUAUGGUAGCCCACAACAGAACUUGGGAAUUACCGUUAAACGUAUCUCCAAGAGAGUUGGACGCCCAUUUUAAAGACGAAGACUCUCAUUUGGUAGAACUAUCGUGGCAGCCUCCUAAGACUUACACGGGUCGCAUAACCGGCUACGUUAUUUUAUAUACGGAUAAUAAAAGUUUAUCGGAUCCGGAAUGGAACGCUUCCGCCGUCAAGGGUGACGUCCAUUCGAGCAUCAUUUACAAUUUGAAACCGUUCACUCAGUAUUAUUUUAAGGUGCAGGCGAGGAAUAGUCGGGGGUACGGACCCUUUUCGUCGGUGGUUACUUUCAGGACGGGACAAAGUGUUGCCACCCAUUCUCCGAUUCAGGGCCAACAACUAGAUUCCAGCGGAGUUUUUUCCAACGAGGUUCUUUUGUACACGACCAUAGCCGGUUGUCUGUUAGCAGUCGGUACCAUAGCCGGCGUCGUCGCAUUUUUCUGCUGCCGUCGAACCGACCCCAACGCGACCCCCGACAGAACAAAAAAAGGUUACCAAAAGGGAUCGAAAAACACCCAAAACAUACCUCCGGAUCUUUGGAUCCAUCACGAUCAGAUGGAAUUGAAAGCGAUGGAGAAACGUCAUUCGCACAACGACGGCGCCAGUAGUAGCGCAGGCGCCGUGACUCUACCUCGAAGUAUAGGCGGUAACGAAUACGAACCACACGAACCUGUCAAUACGAAUUCGUUGGAUAAAGGCACUUACGUUCCUAAUUACGUCGCCGACGACGUACACAGAAAUUCAUUGAGAAAGAAACCGAUCGCAUUUCCAGUGGAUAACAAACCGUCUCCAAGAGAACCUAUCGCUACUCCAAUAAACACAGCCACUCUUAGCCAAUCUAGUACGGACUCUACGCCGUCCAGUAGACAACCGUACGGUCGAUCUCAGUAUUCUCUACCUUCCAGAACCCAGGUGCCUUUCGAUUCGACCAUACCGCACAGCCAAGCGACUGAAAAUGUUUAUAUAUCACACCCUGUAGCUCACGGCGGUCACGAAACCGCCAAUCCUCUCAGUUCAGGGUAUAUCGGCCAUCCCCAGCCUACUCCGACCGGCGGCGGUUUCGGUACGCCUCCAGCGACCGGUUGGUCAGUAGUAGAUGGAACGAAAAGACUGCAGGCCCAAGGCCACCCGCUCAAAAGCUUCACCGUACCGGCACCGCCUCCCAUAUCAGCUCCCGGUACACCCCAACCGAAACACAUCGUUACGGUUCGUCCAACGACUUCGCCUUACAAAAAAGUUUUGCCGAGCGGUAGUCCGCCGACUAAUACUUCGGGCGUUACCCCCACGUCUAGGAUAAACCCGUCGAAUCCUCCGCCUCAUACAGCCGACGAAGUACAACGUUUGCAACCAUCUCAUUCGACCGAGGAACUUAAUCAAGAGAUGGCGAACCUCGAAGGACUCAUGUUGACCUUAAACGCCAUUACGGCCAACGAAUUCGAAUGUUGAGAGGGUCGAAUUCGCGAUAAAUGUCAAAUUUUGACAGGAUUAUUCAAUGAUAAGACUUCAAGGACUGCUACUUUUUUAUGCUCUAAGUAAAAGGCAUUAGGACUUAGAAACAUUGAAAACCAUUUUUUUAAACCAUAAAUCUCAUUUUUUAGUCAUAAAAACCGUUUUUCGGCCUAGAAAAACUAUUUUUGACCUUGAAAAUCAUUUUCUUGGACUACAGAAACAUUAAAACCCGUUUUUUGGACCAUAAAUCCCAUUUUUUAUAAUAAAACACUUUUUUGACCACAAAAA